GUACAACUGCACAACAUUUAUUCUACCGUGUUAGCCUGCCUGUGUGUACUUCAGGGUUUCAUCUUAAUAUUGGUAGAAUGAGUGUGGGCUUCAUAGGAGCAGGCCAGGUGGCCCAUGCUCUGGUGCGAGGUUUCACAGCUGCAGGUGUAAUUGCCAGUCACAAAAUCACGGCCAGUUCCCCAGAAACAGAUCUCCCAACGGUCCAGGGACUCCGAAAAUUAGGUGUGCAUUUCACUACUAGCAACAAAGAAACCGUGAACAAGAGCGACGUCCUCUUCCUGGCGGUGAAGCCUCAUAUCAUUCCUUUUGUGCUGGAUGAGAUUGGACCGAACAUCGAGGAUCGUCACCUUAUUGUGUCCUGUGCCGCGGGUGUCACCAUCAGCUCCAUAGAGAAGAAGCUACUGCAGUAUCGCAGUAAUCCAAAGGUGAUGCGUUGCAUGACCAACACUCCAGUGGUUGUGCGUGAAGGGGCCACUGUGUAUGCAACAGGCACUCAUGCAGAGGUGGAAGAUGGAAAGCUCCUCGAGCAGCUGAUGGCCAGUGUGGGAUACUGUACUGAAGUGGAGGAGGACCUGAUUGAUGCUGUAACGGGCCUGAGUGGCAGUGGGCCAGCUUAUGCGUUCACUGCUGUGGAAGCCCUUGCUGAUGGUGGAGUGAAAAUGGGCCUGCCCAGGAGACUCGCUAUACGCCUCGGAGCCCAAGCCAUGCUGGGGGCAGCUCGAAUGCUCUUGGACUCCGAGCAGCACCCCGGGCAGCUCAAGGACAACGUGUGCUCGCCAGGGGGUGCCACCAUUCACGCCCUACACGUGAUGGAAAGCGGCGGCUUUCGCAGCCUCCUCAUCAACGCUGUGGAGGCCUCCUGCGUUAGGACGAGGGAGCUUCAGUCACUUGCAGACCAAGAGAAGAUCUCUCCAGCCGCCAUCAAGAAGACAACUCUGGACAAAGUGAUGCAGCAGCCAGGAGUGACCAUGGAGGCGGUUGGAGUCCGAUCACGUGGGAUCAACGUCUUCAACUAUAACAACCCCAAAAUUAAGAAGAAUUAAUGUUUCGGGUAGACCUUGGACUGGUCGCCAGUCAACCACAGGGCACAUAGAAACAACCAGCUACACUCACAUUUACACCUUUGGACAAUGCUGUGCAAUUAGAAAACGAUGCAAACUCCACACUCAGGUGUUCCAGUGGAGAUUUGAACUCUUGAAUCUGGAGCAGGCGCGCUUACCCCUAAAUCACUGUGCUGUCAUUUAUGCAAAUACUGUAUGUAUACAAUUCUAUAUAAACUUUACACU
Molecule: messenger RNA, 1286 nt
Organism: Entelurus aequoreus (snake pipefish)
Lineage: Eukaryota; Metazoa; Chordata; Actinopteri; Syngnathiformes; Syngnathidae
Gene: pycr1a
Product: pyrroline-5-carboxylate reductase 1a
Exons: 8
Coding region: 78-1043 (321 amino acids)
Biological process (GO): L-proline biosynthetic process
Molecular function (GO): pyrroline-5-carboxylate reductase activity
Source: RefSeq, a predicted model, not a curated record